Cyprinus carpio (common carp) is the source of this 2352-nucleotide messenger RNA. RefSeq names its product GTPase IMAP family member 8-like. Gene Ontology annotation, molecular function: GTP binding. Lineage: Eukaryota; Metazoa; Chordata; Actinopteri; Cypriniformes; Cyprinidae. The record is from RefSeq and is a predicted model, not a curated record.
GAGAGAGAGAGAGAGAUAGAGAGAGAGAGAGAGAGCGAGAAAGAGAGAGUUUAAAUGACAAAGACAGACUGCAUGGACACGAUGUCAGCAACACAUAGGCCAGAAGGAGAUUCACGUGAUCUGAGGAUCGUGCUGCUGGGAGUCUCUGGAGCUGGAAAGAGAUCAACAGCAAAUGCAAUACUGGGUCGAGAGGUGUUUGAAGAGAGCAGAACCAGAGAGAGUGAGAAACAGACAGGAAGAGUAGAAGACAGAAACAUCUCCAUCGUCGACACACCAGGAUUCUUCAACACUCAGCUGACUGAUGAAGAGCUGCAGAGUGAAAUGAUGAGGAGUAUGUUCCUCUGUUAUCCUGGUCCUCACGUGUUCCUGCUCGUCAUCAACCUGGAUACCUUCAGAGAGGAGCAGAGGAACAUUGUGGAGCAAAUUCAGGAGAACUUUAGAGCUCAAGCUUUAAAGUUCUCCAUGGUGCUGUUUGUUGGAAGAGAAAAAAUGGCAACUAGACAAUGGAAUCUCUUAAUGGAAAGUAGAAAGUUUCAGAACCUUGUCAGUCACUGCAGAGGAAAGUAUUAUGCAAUCAACAGCAAAAAUGACAUUAUUCCAACUCACGUCACAAAACUUCUUGAGAAAAUUGAUGAACUCGUCAAAUGGAAUGAUGGUCAGCAUUAUGACAUUCACAUUUUCUUAAGAUAUCCAAUAAGACGCAAAAAAGAAAAAAAGGAGCUGAUUCACACACACAGUGUAACGGAAAAGAGCACAAUAAAUGUUGUUACUGAAAAGAAAGGUUUUAUUUCGCCUGUGAGAACUCAAUUAUAUGAUGACAGAUGCUCUAGAGUUUCACAAGAAAACAAGAAUGAAGAAGAAGAGGCAACACAAUCAGAAUGCUGGAAAAUGAGCAGAAAAAGAAAAUGGGACCAGAAGGAGCAACAGACAGAGACAGAAAAACAUCUAACCCAAGCAGAGUCCAUACAGAACAGCCUCAUAAAACCUGGCGAGUGCACAGAUCUCAGGAUCGUGAUGGUGGGGAAAACUGGAGCUGGAAAGAGCGCAACAGGAAACACCAUCCUGGGACGAAAAGCAUUUAAAGAAGAAUUAUGUUUUGAAUCUGUGACUGAGAAAUGCCAACAGCAUCAGCAGACAGUAGAAGGUAGAAAGAUCUCAGUGAUCGACACUCCAGGACUGUUUGAUACGACAAUCAGUGAAGAACAACUGAAGCAUGAACUGGUGAGAUGUGUAGAAAUGUCUGUCCCUGGUCCUCAUGCGUUUCUGCUGGUCAUCAGACUGGACGUGAGAUUCACAGAUGAGGAGAAAAACACAGUCAGAUGGAUUCAGGAGAACUUUGGUGAAGACGCUGCACGUUACACCAUCAUUCUGUUCACUAGAGGAGAUCAGUUAAAAACAUCCAUAGAAGAGUUUCUGAGCAAAAACAAACAGAUUAGAAAUCUAGUUGAACAAUGUAAAGGAGGUUGCCAUGUUUUUAUUAACACAGCUGAAAAAAAUCACUCACAGGUCACUGAACUGCUAGAGAAGAUAGACAGAAUGGUGAUGGAGAAUGGAGGAGAGCAUUACACAAAUGAGAUGUACAAGGAAGCUCAGAGGAAAAUAGAGGAAGAAGAGAAGAGGAGGAGAGUAGAAGAGGAAAGAAGUAGGCUGCUGAAUAAAGCUAAAGAUGCAGUCUUAAUGGGAACCGGUGUGGUAGUGGGUGCAGGAGCAGCAGUUGUAGUUAGUGGUGGGGCACUUAGUUCAGCUUUUAUCUCAGGAGCAGCAGUUGCAGGAUCUGCAGCUCUGGCCUCUGCUUUGCAAGGAGCGGCGCUAUCUGAAGCAGUAAUGGCAGGAGUAGUAGCUGCUGGAAAUGCAGCACUGAACUCUGCUUCUGGUGGUGUUAAUGGGAAUGAGGAGAAAGUAAAAUAUGGUGAAUAAAAAGUAAAUUGAAAACGUUUCUUAUGAUCUUAAUGAUACUGUUUUUAGUCCUGUAACAACAUUCAGUCCUGUUUAAUAACAACAAAGGAAGUACAACAUCACAGCGUGUCUCUUCUUUCAGCAUUUCUGGUAGUGUACAAUUGUAGUAGUGCACACUUUUUGAGUCAAACUAAAAGUAAAACAAAAAAGCCAUAAUUUCCCUAUAGCCAGCCAAUCUUAAAUGUUAAAAAUUCUGUUCACCUGCCAGAAAUACAAUGGAUGUGAUAUCUGGCACUGAACAUUUUCCACUGCAUUUAAAGCAGUUCAUGCAUCCAGUUGUCAUUUUAUUCUUGCAGCAGAAAAAAUUGAACUGGGAGCAUUAUCGGCUCUGAAGCGACUGUAGAUAGACCUCAGAGGAUUUAAAAAAACUAGUAUAAAUGGUAUCAAGUAAAUAAA